Molecule: messenger RNA, 4208 nt
Organism: Dreissena polymorpha
Lineage: Eukaryota; Metazoa; Mollusca; Bivalvia; Myida; Dreissenidae
Product: histone-lysine N-methyltransferase PRDM9-like
Exons: 9
Coding region: 216-3632 (1138 amino acids)
Biological process (GO): negative regulation of transcription by RNA polymerase II; regulation of immune system process; regulation of cytokine production
Cellular component (GO): nucleus
Molecular function (GO): protein binding; histone methyltransferase activity; DNA-binding transcription factor activity, RNA polymerase II-specific
Source: RefSeq, a predicted model, not a curated record
UUCUCAUUUUAGUCGUACCCGUAAGAAAAAUGCUAAAGUUGACCGACGUAUUUAGUCUUUGUUUAAUGACAAUGGCAUGUCUUUCAAAUUAGAUGCAUUGGUAUUAAGUCCAGCAAAUGAAUCCACAGUGGGAGAAAGUUUCUGUUGGACAGGUCAAGACAACAGCCAAUCAUUUACCUACCAGUAGUUAAGGAAGUGGCUCUUUACUCCUGAAUAUGCUUGCUAGGAAUCCUGCUGACCAAUGUCCGUUCAUUGAAAGCAAUGCAUCUGUGCCUGAAACAAUGAAUGCUGACUCUUCAAAUGUGGAAACAAUUAUUCCAACUCACCAACUGAGUCCUUCUGAUGUUUCUAAGGACGCUAAUAACCAACUUUUGUUGGGACGCUGGUAUGCUCUGCCCUUUGAGAACGAUGAUGUUCGGUGCAGAAGUCACUCAGACAAAACUGGUCUGAAUUUUGAACCUGGUAGUGUGAAUAAAGGAAGUGAAAUCUCUGUUUUUAAAGGAAACCCAUCAGUUCUUACAACACCAACAUUAAAUACUGCUGGUAUGAUAAGUAUUACAAGACCCUGUUUGGAUCCUCAAAAUGGUAUUUUUUUGAACCCAAAGGUAAUGGAUGUUAAACCAGUUCUGUCCUCACUAGACACAGACACGUUUCAUGGCAAUGAACAGCAUGGAGAUAUUUAUGUCCACAGUCCGGGGCUUUUGUUAUCCAUUCCUUCAGUUCCUUCAGUGGACAGCCAGCCUUCAAACCAUGGCCAAGAAGCAAAUAUUCCUCUGCUAAGCCUUUCACCUCUGAGUUCACAGUCCCAAUACUACCAGCAACAGCAACCACAACUGGUAACCACAGUUACAUGUAAGACCCCUCAAUGUGUGUUUGAUGAAAUACAGGAUUUUGGAGAUCACAUCCUUGAAGAACACAAGUUAUUACAAAGCCAGUUUGGUUCUCAAGCAUUUGUUUUAGAUUUUGUAUGUGAGCAGUCUAUGCCAAGUGUACCACAUUCUGCACUUGACUUGACUCAUGUAUUUCCUUUGGCUUUUAAAAAUGGUGCAAAUGCUAUGAUCACUUCACCAGAUCAGGCUUUAUCUAUCAGUGUUAAUCCUUCCUUAACACACAGUUUUGUGAAAGCUACCAGUUCUCAAUCUACUAAUGUUAGGGGUAAAAGGGAUUGUGGUGAUAAAUCAAUUAAAAAAGACAAUGCUACAAAUCAGUCCAUUGGUUUGUCAAGUGAUAAAACAGGCAAGAUGGACCAAAAAAGUGCAAUAUCACCAAUGAAUUAUCCACGUAUGCCAAUGCUUUCAACAUCAGAGAUAGUGAAUUCAAAUCUGGUAGAAGAGUCUGGUGAAUGCUCUUCUGAUGACUUUGAAGAGAUAUUCAUUGAAGUAAACAAAGGGAAAAGCAAGAGCGAUGAUUCAGCUCUUCAAUCACCAAAGAGGGCUGGUUGUCAAGGUUUGUCCAGAGGCGUUGUCAAGCCGAGGGGUACUUCAGUUAGAGAGAAAGCUGCAACAAGGAAUGUUCCUCCUUUUCCAGAACCAUCUAAGAGGAAAUUGGACGAAACGUGUGACUUAGUGAGUAUUAAGAGAGUGAAGAAAGCCAAGGCACCUGAAAAGUCCAAGACUGAGUGCAGUCUUCGAGAGAGGAACCUAGCUAGCUGUAUGAACCUGGAACCUUCAGAUGAUGACAACUUGCUCUACUGUGGAGAAUGCAAGAAGGAGUUUGAAGGGGACUGCCCUGUCCAUGGACCGUACUACUACAUACAGGACAAAAAGGUGCCAGAAGGGGGCCCCGAUAGAGCUGACCAUACCUUGCCAGAUGACCUUGAAAUUAAAACCUCUAAAAUAGUUGGAGCUUGUCUUGGAGUAUUUUCAAAAGUUAGACUGGAGUCCGGGAUUAUGUUUGGACCGUAUGAGGGUGACAUCAUCUCUGACAACUCUAAGUCAGGAUAUUGCUGGCAGAUCUACAAGGAAGGCAAAGAGAGCCACUUUGUGGAUGCCCAGAAUAAGGCCACCUCUAACUGGAUGAGAUACGUUAACUGCGCAAUGACAGAGACAGAUCAGAACCUUGUAGCAUUCCAGUACAAAGGAGGCAUCUAUUACUGCACAUUUAAGCCAGUUUCACCAGGAGAUGAACUGCUUGUCUGGAACCGGGAUGACUACACCAGAGAACUUGACCUUAUCAGAGACAAUAACUUGCCUUUGAGACCUAAAUAUGUCAAUGGAAAAGAAAUUUACCAAUGUGUGCACUGCAAGACAGCAUUUACAAGUGCAGUCCCCUAUGGGCGUCAUUUGAGGACAAUGCAUGGUGAUAAACUGACAUCCAAUUAUCUAGAAUAUCUGGACCAGUGGCUUCUAGAAAAUGAUCAUAAAUAUCUUCAAAAGUAUUCAAAACAUUUACAUCUCACAACCAUAAACACAAAGUUCAACAUUAUUUUAAAUGUUGAACAAAAACAAAGUGACAUUUCACAAAGUCUCUGUGAUAAACAAUUAAAAAAUGCAAUUUUACAGAAGAAAACCAUAGAAAAUAUGGAUGAUAAGACGACCAAUCAUGAGGUGUGUAAAUUUCCUAGAAGUAACAGUAGUCACAUGAACACACACACGAGGAUAUAUACAGGAGAGAGACUGUUCGAGUGUGAGGUGUGUAGUUAUGAAUGUAACCAUAGUGUUACCUUGAAGACACACAUGACGUUACAUACAGGAGAGAAACAAUAUAAGUGUGAGGUGUGUAGUUAUAAAUGUUCCCAUAGAAGUAACUUGAAGAGACACAUGACGUUACAUACAGGAGAGAAACCAUAUAAGUGUGAGAUGUGUAGUUAUAAAUGUAGCCAGAGUCGUUCAUUGAAGACACACAUGAUGAUACAUACAGGAGAGAAACCAUACAAGUGUGAGGUGUGUAGUUAUGAAUGUAACAGGAGUACUCACUUGAAGACACACAUGAUAAUGCAUACAGGAGAGAAACCAUAUAAGUGUGAGGUGUGUAGUUAUGAAUGUACUACUAGUAGUAAUUUGAAGAGACACACGAGGAUACAUACAGUAGAGAAACCAUAUAAGUGUAAGGUGUGUAGUUUUGGAUGUUAUCAUAGUGAUUCCUUGAAGACGCACAUGAGUAUACAUACAGGAGAGAAACCCUAUAAGUGUGAGGAGUGUAGUUAUGAAUGUAACCAUAGAUUAACCUUGAAGACACACAUGACAUUACAUACAGGAGAGAAACUAUUUAAGUGUGGCGUGUGUAGUUAUGAAUGUAACCAGAGUGGUAUCUUGAAGACACACAUGAGAAUACAUACAGGAGAAAAACCAUAUAAGUGUCAGGUGUGUAGUUAUGAAUUUACCCAUAGUGGUAACUUGAAGAGACACGUGAGGAUACAUACAGGAGAGAAACCAUAUAAGUGUGAGGUGUGUAGUUAUGAAUGUACCCAUAGUGGUACCUUGAAGAUGCACAUGAGAAUACAUACAGGAGAGAAACCAUAUAAGUGUGAGAUGUGUAGUUAUGAAUGUAACCGGAGUGGUUCAUUGAAAACACACAUGAGGACACAUACAGGAGAGAAACCAUAUAAGUGUAAGGUGUGUAGUUAUGAAUGUACCCAUAGUGGUUCCUUGAAGACGCACAUGAGGAUACAUACAGAAGAGAAACCAUAUUAGUGUAAGGUGUGUAGUUAUGAAUGUAACCAUAGUGGUACCUUGAAGACACACAUAGGGAUACAUACAGGAGAGAAACCAUAUAAGUGUGCGAUGUGUAGUUAUGAAUGUACCCAUAGUGGUACCUUGAAGACGCACAUGAGGAUACAUACAGGAGAGAAAUAAAAUAAGUGUGAGUUGUAUAGUUAUGAAUGUUACAGUGGUGAGAAACCAUACAGAAGAAAAACCAUAUACGUACGAGGUGUGUGGUUGUGAAUGUAGCCAGAGUUGUACCUUGAAGAUACACAUGAGAAUACAUACAGGUGAGAAACCAUAUGCAAUGUAAGUGUGAAGUGUGUAGUUAUGAAUGUAACCAGAGUUUUACCUUGAAGACACACAUGAUGAUACAUACAGAGAAGAGACUGUACAAGUGUGAGGUGUGAUGUUAUGAAUGUAACCAUAGUGGUACCUUGAAGACUUAAAUGAGGAUACAUACAGGAGAGAAACCAUACAAGUGUGGGGAGUGUAGUUAUGAAUGUAACCAUAGUGAUACCUUGAAGACGCACAUGAGGAAACAUACAGGAGAGAAACCAUAUACGU